UUUUAUUUUAUGGUCAAAAGUUUGUUUGGUAAGAUAAAGUGGCUCGAUUUUUUUUUUAAUAAUGUUAUCACUUGUUUUUUCUCGUCAACUAAGAAAGAGGAGGUCAAGUCAACAAAACCCACGAGGCCACGACUACAACCAAACACAACCACGAUCGACUGCUGUAGCCGGUGUAGCCGACGUUCGAGUAAACUCACCUGCAUUCUUGAUUCUUCGUUGACACGGUUUAUAAAGAAGUAGCGGAAACUAAGCAUCGAUGAUUAUGGAACCGCGGCAUGAUGAGUUCUCUGAUUACAUCAAUAGUUUCUCUUUGGAUGAUGAGAGUAUCCUGCCUAUCUUUGGUCAGUCGCCAGGCCUUGCUAAUGGAUACCGAUUCAGAGAAGAACCUUUAGAUCUCAGCUUUUUAGAAGCUCCUAACAGGGAACCAAAUUCUGGCCCCUAUACUUCAGAUUCCUCUUCACGCAUGUCCACACAAGUAGACUCCCCCGAUGACUUUUCAGAUUGUGUUGUUAGGUACAUAAACCAGAUUCUCGUGGAAGAGGAUAUGGAGGCUAAACAGAGCAUGUUUCAUGACCCGUUAGCUCUACAAGCAACAGAGGAAUCAUUCUAUGAAGCCCUUGUUGAGAAAUACCCUCCUUCAAACGUUGAAAUCCCCGAAGAGAACUUAUUCAGUAGCGCAAGUGACUACAGUACAAACAGUAGCAACUCCAAUGAUUCUCAAUGGCCUGGUGGUGAUUCUCUUGAAGCCAAAUCAUCAUCAUUUCCACAAACACAUUCUCUUGAAUACCCUUUGUUGUCUUCGUUUGGCUCUACCACUAGCGUUACCAAUGAUGGUUUCAGCACAUUGAAUUCAAUGGUAAACACACACAUCAUUGAAAACAUAUUCACUGAUAACGAAUCUAUCUUACAGUUCAAUAGAGGGAUGGAGGAAGCUAGCAAAUUCCUCCCUCCUAGUAAACCCAUACUCAUCGAUUUAGACAAAUACAACUUACCUUCAAAUCCAAGACAAUCUCCUACAAAAGUGGUUGUCAAGGAAGAGAAUGUCGAGACAAAAGGUAACUCAUUCAGUGGAUUCAGGGGAAGGAAAAAGUAUCAUCGUGAGGAUACCAGUUAUGAGGAAGAAAGGAGUAGCAAACAGUCUGCUGUUUUUGAGGAAGAAGUCGAGCUAUGUGAUAUGUUUGAUAGAAUCGUUUCUUGUACAUAUAAUGAAUGUUCUUCCACAUCCGUCUCUGAAGAACCACCUAAGCCUGUAGUAAACAAAAAAUUACAGCAAAAUGGACAUGCUCAUAGAUACACCAGUGGUUGGAUUGAUCGUUCUUGGGGAGGAAGCUCAGGUGAACCCACAGAUGUUAGAACUCUAUUGGUAAACUGUGCACAAUCAGUUGCUACUGAUGAUUAUAUAACUGCAAACGAACAGCUAAACCAAAUAAGACAACACGCUUCCCCUUCUGGUGAUGCCCCACAAAGGUUAGCUCAUAUCUUUGCUAAUGGUCUUGAAGCACGCUUAGCUGGCAUCGGUUCUCAUCUUUACAUGUCUAAAAGCACCAUAAAGAUCUCAGCUUCUGAAAAGCUGAAAGCUUAUCAGUCUUAUAUCUCAUCUUGUCCUUUCAAGAAGAUUGCCAUUUUCUUUGCUGGAAAAAUGAUAUACGAUGCAGCUUCAACACAUUCCACUCUUCAUAUUGUAGAUUUUGGUAUUGCAUAUGGAUGUCAGUGGCCUAUUCUCAUCAAACAUCUUUCAGAAAGGCCCGGGGGCCCACCUAAGCUGAGAUUCACCGGAAUAGACCUCCCAGACCCUGGUUUUAGACCCUCUGAAAGGGUGGAGGAAACAGGGCGUCGUUUAGCUAACUAUUGUGCAAGAUUCAAUGUCCCAUUUGAGUAUAACGCAAUAGCAAUUCAAAACUGGGAGUUGAUCAAGAUUGAAGAUCUGAAGCUACAAAGAAACGAGUGUCUUGCAGUGAACAAUCUGAUUUCUUUCAAGAACUUACAUGAUGAUUCGGUUAUGGAGAGCAAUCCACGAGAUGGUGUUCUGAAGUUGAUUAGGGACAUGAAGCCUGAUAUGUUUGUUCAAACUGUAGUGAAUGGAUCUUACAGCUCUCCAUUUUUUGUAACCCGUUUCAAGGAGGCUCUUUUUCAUUUCUCUUCAAUGUUCGAUAUGUUUGAUGCUACUUUAGAUCGUGACGAUGAGGAAAGGUUGAAUUUUGAGAGGGAGUUUUGUGGGCGUGAAGCUCUAAAUGUGAUUGCAUGUGAAGGUGGUGAGAGGGUGGAAAGGCCUGAGACUUAUAAACAGUGGCAAGCUAGGAAUUUAAGAGCUGGGUUCAAGAUCAAACCUUUGGAGAGGGCUUUUGUUUCUAAACUGAGGGGGAAGGUGAAAGCAGGGUAUCAUAAGGAUUUUGUGUUUGAUGAUGAUGGGAAAUGGGUGUUACAAGGAUGGAAAGGUAGGAUUCUACGUGCUACUUCUUGUUGGGUCCCAGCUUAGGUUAGGUUAGGAGGAGUCUUCUGUUGUGUUGCUGAUUCUGAAUGAAAAGGGGGAAUUCCUUUGGGCUUUGGGUGCGUCUUUAAUGGAGCUCUCCUGUGUGGAUGUUUUGAAACUUGACAGAAGAUGAUAUUUGCUGUGGUGGCUGCUUCUCCUGGAAGUCUGUUUGUGGGUUAUAAGAAGAAGAAGAAGAAGAAUGACAUACAAUACCUUAUAAGGAACAGUUUUGCGAGCUACAUGUAAAUUAUGCAUCGUAUCUAUCUUGUCAUUAACUAGUUUUUACUUAAAACAUGGAUUGAUCAUAUAUAUCAUGGUCUGUUAUAUACAAUAUCCCAGUUGGAACAGAA
Molecule: messenger RNA, 2820 nt
Organism: Lactuca sativa (garden lettuce)
Lineage: Eukaryota; Viridiplantae; Streptophyta; Magnoliopsida; Asterales; Asteraceae
Product: scarecrow-like protein 34
Source: RefSeq, a predicted model, not a curated record